Molecule: messenger RNA, 1140 nt
Organism: Octopus sinensis (East Asian common octopus)
Lineage: Eukaryota; Metazoa; Mollusca; Cephalopoda; Octopoda; Octopodidae
Product: kelch-like protein 4
Exons: 2
Coding region: 1-1140 (379 amino acids)
Molecular function (GO): protein binding
Source: RefSeq, a predicted model, not a curated record
AUGGAUUCCAAUUUUUCCCUCAAACCGCAGAUUUAUACAAAUGAAGCUCGGCCAAAACUCAGGAAAAAGGAUCUAAUCAUUUCUAUAAAUACAGGAGACGGUUUUAAGAAAAAUAAAAUUUUAGGAGCAAGUGACGCUUCGGUGAUUUAUUGCCUCGAUCCUAAUUUUCAUCCUUUGUCUUGGAAACCAUAUCGUAUUUGUGAACAUGUAGAAAAUGUAACAGAUUUCGAAAUAAAUUUCCUAAAUAAUUCAAUACUCAUUAUUGGUGGAAAGUCGAUAAAUGGGCGUUCCUUGUCAAGUAUUAUGUCUUUAAAUAUCAGCACGUCCAAUACAAUUUGGCAUGUAGACACAGAAAUGAUUCCAAGCAGAUAUGGAUGUGCAGUGGCAAUUGAAGGAUCCAGGUUUGUGAUUACUGGAGGAUGUCAAUGUCUUGGUCUUGACAAAGAUUUUGAAGACUUUCAGGAAAUGCUCUUAUGCGAACGAGUACAGCUAACUAAACAAGUUGGAAACGAUGGCUACAUAAAAUAUUUGACUGAACAUGGUCCUCUUUUCACAACCGAUAUUCUUGAGAAAGAGCGUGUUUUGAGAUGCGUAGAAAUUCUUGAUGAAGGUGUCAAAUGGGAAUGGCUUCAACCUCUCCCUUUCAGUUUAAUGAAUCACGCCGUUGCCUUUCAUCAAGGAAUUGUCUAUAUUUCUGGAGGCCAACUUAUUCCUGGAGGACCAGCACUUCACUUGACUUUAGAAUUUAACGAAAAUUCAAAAAAAUGGGUAGAAAAGUCCAAUAUGCUGAUUUCCCGUGCUGGACACCGACUAAUAUCAUAUGAUAUGUUUCUCCUCGCUGUAGGAGGGGAGUGGCAGAUAUCCGGUCGAUGGAGUCCUGUAUAUUUCAUUGAAAAGUAUGACGUGGUCAGAAACGAUUGGUCCAUUUUAACAUGUGUUCAGAAUCCACGAUCACAUUUAGGGACUGUUUUAUAUUUCCACAAACUAUUUGUUGUAAGUGGCUAUAAAAAGGAAAAAUCUGAAUUUGUAAUGGAAACUGAUAUAUUUGAUUUGAUGACCAAGCGCUGGUAUGAAGGGCCCAUCUACCCUAGUAAGCAUAAACCAAAAUGUCUGAUAAUAACAGAAAACAGAUACGACUAA